AUGUCCGCCGAAGAAAUUCAAAAAAGCCUGGAGGCCGCCGUGGCUGCCAUUAAUGAUCCCAAGGGGAACAAUCUCUACGAUGUCACCAUUAUCUGUACCACCGACGACCAUCAGGCGGCCUACUGGAUGGACAAACUCUCCCAGGGAGUCUGCCAAAAACCAACGGAUGCGGCCGACAAGAACUUUCCCAUGGUACUCGCCGUCAGCGAAGAUUGGAAUGAUGCCGGGGGAGCUGGAAAUGGACUCGGCACCCUCUACGCUUUUGUAAAGGCAUCCAAACUCGCCCAAGAAAAAUACGGCGUCGAUCUCCAAGCACUCUUGGCCGAACAGAAAAUUAGUGCCGCACUCUUUCACACCGCCGGAAAAGGAACUCGUCUUGCCCCUUUGCCAGCCAGUGAAAAUAACAACAAACCGGGUGUGAAAUUACCUUUUUGCAACAAAAUCAAGGAUGGAAGCUUCAAACCCAUCAGUGUCUUGGAAGCUGUUGUCAAGCAAACUGGAAUCUAUGCUUCCUCCAGAAUGGGAAGACUUUCCGUUUACUGGGGAGAUCAGGUUUUCAUUCCUUCGGCUGCAUUCAAGUACAAUCCCACCCAUCACGCCGAUAUCAUGUGCACUCUGCUAGGAGAUACGGCUCCCACGGCAGAAGAAUGGGCGGCGCAGGGAUUGGACAAGUACGGUGUCAUUGCCGUCAUUAAGAGCGCCGAUGGUGGAUCCGAUAAUGCGGCUCAAGUAGAAAAAGUCUCCCAUGCCACAGCCACGGAAAUGCUGGGAAAAUUGGGUAAUAUUGGACAAGUAGGACCCAGUCUGGGAAGUUUCUCCGUCAGUGCUGCCAUUCUCAAAGCACUCUGCGAUGAAUAUGCCACGGAACUCUCUGCAAAGACGGGCAAAUUCGAUACCGAUCCACACUUUUGGAUGCCUCUCACAUUGUCCUGUGAGGACUAUUGCACUCUCAUGAAACAAAAGGGGGUGGAAGAAGGUGUCUCCAAAGCGCACCAUGAACGCAUGUCCGCCAUGAAGUCCAAAUUCGAUUUGGCUGGCAUGGGAUUGUUCGGUGCUGUGGAUGUCGGAAAAGCCGCCUCUUGGUGGGACUACGGACAGCUCAAACUAUACUCCAACAACAGUCUACUAGUCUUGAAGGACAGUGAGGAUGCAAAACUCUUGCACAAAUUCCUUGGUGUCACCGAAAAGCAAAUUGAGUCCACGUUGGAUGGAGUCACCGUGGAUGGCAUUUCUCGUACCUUCCGCACCAAGGCCAAGUCAGGGUCCAUCAAAGAUUCAGUUCUGGCCAAUGUGCAAGCCACUGAAAUACAGGCAGAUGGAGCCAUCAUUGUCAAUUGUGUGGCCAAGACCAUCAAAGCAGGCAAGGGAGCUAUUCUGUACAACUUGGUGGGUGAAUCCGAUGCUGGCAUUGUAGCUGCCGAUGGAGAGGUGAUUGUGGCCGUCACGGAGGAAUCGGGUGACUCAAUGUUGCUCAAGAGCCGAAUGGACAUUGAUGGAGGCAAGGCAUGGAAGCAGAAGUUGGAUAUGAACUCGCUCAGCUUUGAGGAUGUACACAAGAAGAACAAAGAAGCCAACAUUGGAGAGAUUGAAAAGAAGCGUACUGCCAAGUUUGAUACGGUGGCUGCUUCACUUUAA
Seminavis robusta is the source of this 1635-nucleotide messenger RNA. The record is from the annotation of a GenBank genome assembly. Lineage: Eukaryota; Bacillariophyta; Bacillariophyceae; Naviculales; Naviculaceae.